Messenger RNA from Ylistrum balloti, 8709 nucleotides. Its product is annotated as putative neural-cadherin 2. Lineage: Eukaryota; Metazoa; Mollusca; Bivalvia; Pectinida; Pectinidae. Gene Ontology annotation, molecular function: cadherin binding; calcium ion binding. The record is from RefSeq and is a predicted model, not a curated record. Gene Ontology annotation, biological process: homophilic cell-cell adhesion. Gene Ontology annotation, cellular component: catenin complex; plasma membrane. The transcript has 35 exons. Bases 1 to 8709 code for a protein of 2902 amino acids.
AUGGCGACCGCCAUACAGGUAACUUUGUGUCUAAUCAUUAAUGUCUGUAUCUCCGUCUCUCUUGGUCGGUCCACUGGAGUAUCAGCCGUUUUAGUAGAGAUGGAGAUACCCAGCAAUGCACCGAAAGGUUUUAAAGUGACAAAGUUAGGCUGUAAUGGAAGGGACUUCUUUCUAAACGUCCCUGAAAAUGAAAUCCAACUGUUUACUGUAUCGGGAUCCGGUGAUUUGGUUUUAAAAGAAAGUGUGAAAGGUUAUGAAAAUAGACAGUUGACCGUUCAUGUGACAAGGUUGGCUAUUACCGACUGUCCACAAUGUACGGACAUACCAGAAAUCUCAAGACUGACCGUAACGGUUAAACCCCCGUCGCAUUUUAUAAGAUUCCCAAAUGAAAUCCGAGGUCAUGCAGACGUAACGGGAUCCUCCCAGGUGCUGGGAGAGGACAUGAACGCCCUAUUCAAAGCUUCCCAUGCCCUAUACUCUCUCUAUACACUCAUCGGAAGUGAGAAAUCAGUGGGCUUAUUUGAAUUUCAAAAAGACACGAACGGAAACCUCCAGUUACACCUAGCCGAUGUCCCAUCUUGUCGGGUUUACUAUCUUCUGUGUAAGGUGGUCAGUUCAGACCACCAAGUGUUGUUUACUAACCUCCGUAUAGAUAUACGUAAUGGACAAAACACCACGACAACUGUCAAAUCUGACGUUUCCGGCGCGCGAGAACCGUCAGUAUACAUUAAUACUGACCAGAAACAUGACCUCCGGAGACAAGGCCAUGAUUUAACUGUCAACUUUCGCCAGGACAAGAAACAGACCAUCUUCCACCACAGAUACAGACGACAGGUGAAAACAGCUGCUGUCACCAAAACCAUCGACGAAGGUUCAACGGGAGUGCUCUACCAAUUCACCAGACAAGGUACCGGAACUUUUUUCGACUUAAAACAGGCGGUACCGGAUGUAGUGACGGUGGACCAAAAUGGUCAAGUUGAGCCCAAGCCAGGCUCGGUUUUAGAUGCUGAUAACGGGACAACAUCGAUCCUGGUGGAGGUGUACGAGAGAACCGGAAAUUCUGAACCAGCUGAAUAUGAACACACAUUAACUUUGGUAUUAAAUAAUAUCAACGAUGAAGUCCCGAGGUUCACGAAUAUACCGAGGCCGAUGCUUGCCACCGUAGAUGCUUGGGCCUCUAAUUGGACCACGUGUUACACACUGACCGCGCUCGACCCAGACCCCGGCAGUCUGGUCGGCUUCUACAUGAAAGGAACCAGCUCGAAAUUUGAGGUUGUUGAGCUGACAGGAGAGAUCAAAACAAAAGCACCUCUGUUACAGAAUUACGAUGAGGAAAUUACUGUAUUCUGUAAGGAUAAAAAUGCACCAACGGAACAAAUCAGUAGCGAAGAAAAAGUUUUCAUCACCACAAAAUAUCGUGCUCCUCAAUUUUAUCUUCCUGAAUACAAAGCGAGUGUUCCUGAGAAUGCUCAAAGCGGACAAAUCUUCAGUCUUCAGAACUCUGAUUUCAAUGAUGUAGAUCUUCAGAGUGUCAACUUUCAAAACGGAAUGACAGUUUAUUCUGUAAUCAAUCCAAGGACAAGAGGACAUAGUUCAUUAUUUGAUAUCAAAGAUGGAAAACUGUUAACUUUGGGAACUUACGAUCACGAGAAGAUGUCUGAGUAUCCACUGCUUCUACAGGCCAAAGAUAGUACUUCUGAACUCACCAGUUCUGUCAGUCUGAUGGUACGAAUCACGGAUGUGAAUGAGUUUGAUCCAGUUUUUGAUGUGUCCCCAGACUUUGCUGAAGUUAGCGAGUCCCUGAGGGUUGGAGAAACAGCAAUGCAAGUGACUGUUACGGACAAGGACACCAGUUCAACCAUUAACUACCUACUGAACGAUGAAUAUUUUGACGUUGAGAGCGUCAAUAACAUCGGUAAUAUCCGCGUCAAAAAGGCUCUUGACUAUGAAACAGCUCCAGAUCACAUGCACAGCUUCACCGUGUUUGCAGUGGAUGAUGGCGGGGUUCUAAACAUGAAAAGGACCAGUUCAGCCUCAGUCAUCAUAAAGCUUGACAAUGUUAACGAUCUAGAACCAGUGUUUGUUGAUUCGUCUAUAUCGAUGAAAGUUCUAGAUAAUGCUGACGCUCCAGGUGCUGAUGUGGAUCAGAAGCUUGUCCUCGAUAUGACAGCUUACGAUGCAGAUGGUGAUGUAGUCACGUACAGCUUGGGAGGAGGCAGUCAUGAGAUUUUUGAAAUAAACGCAGACACAGGUAUUAUAAGAUUAAAGUCUGGCGCCAACAUUAUUCCUGAUGAUGUCAGUGAGUACAAUUUUGAUGUUUUGGCUGUGGAUGAUAACAGCUGCUGUAGUGACAAGACAGUUCCUCUCCAUACAAGCACUGCUUCUGUGACAGUCUACAUUGUGGAUGCUGUGAACCGGAAACCACGGUUCACAUGUAAUUACAAGCCAAGCGUGUUGGAAGAACAACCUGUAGGAACCGAUGUUGUUACAGUUGAAGCAGUGGACACCAGCCGCGGGGAGAAAAGUGAAGUAGAAUACUCAUUAAGAAGGGACAGAAACUUUGACUCUUCAAAGUAUUUCAGUAUUGAUAAGAAGACUGGUAAGAUAACAACAACAGCACGUCUUGAUAGGGAGCUGUUUUCUGAUAUAAUGUUUAUCACAGUGCAGGCGACGGACCGAGGAGACCCACCCCUUAGUGAUCUUUGUACCUUUGUUGUGAAUCUGGCCGAUACAAAUGACCACUCUCCUGUGUUUACAUCCACUACCUACUCUCAAACUUUAUAUAGAGAUUCUCCAAUUGGAACUGUCGGCAUUGUUGUUCUAGCGGAGGAUGAUGACAGUGGUGUGAAUGCUGAUGUUAAGUAUAGUUUCAUUCAGAAUCCAGGCAAUUAUUUCAACAUCAACAAUAAUGGAGUGAUAAAAACUGCUGCGAAUCUUGGUAAUGCUCCACCCUCUAUUGUGUUGGAAGUGAUGGCUACAGACAGUGGAAGUUCUCCGCGGUCCAGCUCUACGACCAUUACCAUGACAUUGCAGUCAGACUACCGUCCACCCAGCACAUCUCAAGCUGAAUACACCUUUGGCAUGUCAGAAGUGGAUGACAUCGGAACUGUUGUAGGAAAUAUAGUAGUUUCCUCCAAUGCUGAUCAGGCUGCCGUCAGUCUUCAGAUUGUUAAUAACGUUGACGGCCUGAUUAUUAUACGUGAAGUAGAUCCCACCACAAAUAUUGGACAAUUUGAGCUGGUGAUUGCCAAAGAAAGGAUCAGAUAUGAAAAGUAUCCGGAGAUGAAGCUAGUGCUGCGAGCCUCCAACGAGCAACCAGAACCACAAAAUACAUAUAUUUUUGCGAAAAUCGAAAAUGAAGACAAAAACAUGCUGAACCCGGAAUAUAUUGGAGAACCGUUUAUCAGUGCUGAUAACUACAAUAUCAAGCUUGAUGUAUUGGAAGGACUUGAUCCUCAAGAGCCUGUUGGUUUUGUUGUGGCCAUAGAUGGUGAUACCUUCACUCCAGCCUACAGCAAUGUAACUUACUAUGAACAAAGCAGCAGUGCCUUCUUUAGUAUUGACAGUGUGUCAGGAGAAAUCAGAACCAAGAAGGUGUUUGAUGCAGAGGAGGAACAAAUUUACUACUUCAGUCUUAUUGCAAAAGAUGGAGCACCUUCUGCAACACCAAACCAUCAGCCUCCAGGAACAUCAAAUAGUGCUACUGCCACUGUACAGAUACAAAUCAGUGAUGCCAAUGACAACACACCAACAUUUGACUUACAGCAAUACGCAUUCACUGUCCCCGAGGAUGCAGCUCUGGAAUCAUCUGUCGGGGAACUCAAGGCAACAGACCUAGACUCAGGUCAUGUGUUUCGAUUUACCCUGGACUGCAAUAUACCAACUGGAGCUGUGAUACCAUUUUCUGCUAAUUGGACCACUGGAGUGAUCUAUGUUUCUGGUUACCUUGACUUUGAAUCAACAGCUAGUUAUUCAUGUACAGCAAAAGUUUUUGAUGGGAAAUUCAUCGCACAAACCAAUGUUGAUAUAACGGUAUUGGAUGUAAAUGACAUGCCUCCUGUUUUCUCCCAAUCUACGUACAAUUUCGACAAUGUCAACGAGGGAGACUAUAGCAGUAAUCCCUAUUUGUUUGGUCGGGUGCUGGCUGCUGAUGGGGACACAGGCAGGGUAACACAGACAAAUAUUAGGUACAGCAUUCUAACAGACCCUGGGGACACGUCCAUCAGCAGCAAAUUUGAGCUUGAUGCAACCACUGGCAACCUAACAGUGAAGGGAGAGUUAGAUAGAGACACUCAGCCUGUCGUUACUUUUAUUGUGAGUGCAAUAGACGAACCUUCCUCUAGCAACCCGAGGACAGGUUAUGCAACGGUCAAAAUUAAUUUGCAGGACAUGAAUGACAACGACCCAAUCUUUGUUGAAGGAACUCUGGUAGGCAGUGUAGUGGAGGAGCAGCCUGUCGGUACUACUGUGAUGAGGGUCAUUGCUGAUGAUAUUGAUGAGGGUCCAAAUGGAGAAGUGUCCUAUAGCUUAGUCCCAGUCACCAACCCUUUUUUCAGAAUUCCAAUCAGGAGUUCUGGUGUGAUUCAAACCAACGUUGUAAUUGAUCGUGAGCAGAAUGACCAGUUCACUGUUCUUGUGUCUGCCCAGGAUGGUGGCACUGGAGGCACUGCCAGAUCCACCACUGGUACAGCCACUAUCUAUGUUAUAGACAUCAACGACAACAAUCCUCACUGUAACGAUAGUCUACAGUCUGUUACCAUUAAGGAGACUUUGGAGGGUAAAUUCAUAGCAGUUCAUGCGUAUGAUGCAGACACAUUGGACAUCUUGUCCUACAGGGUUUCAGAUUCAGAUUUUGCACACUUUGCCAUACAACAAGAAAACAGUGUGGCUAACGUCAUUGUCCAUGAUAGUCCUGAUUUUGACAUUGGUGAGACAUUUUUCAACAUCUCGGUAACUGUGACAGAUGGAACUAACUCAGCUAUAUGUUAUGUUGAAGUAACAGUGGAAGAUGUCAACGAUAAUGCUCCUGUUUUUUCUGACAUCCAUGUUCGUCAAGGGGGCAAUAUCUCUGAAGAUAUUAGUGUUAACACAGAAAUAGCAAAUUUUACGGCAACUGAUAUUGAUUCUGGUGACAACCAGGCAUUUGAAUUUUUUAUCCUUCUGGAUACAGACAUCAACAAAUACUUUGCAAUUGAAAAUCUUCCUCAAGGUCAAGGAAAGAUAAAGGUCCAGAGAGCGUUGGAUCGAGAGACUGUACCUGAAUUUGAUCUUACUGUUUUGGCUAUAGAUUCAGGUUCACCUCCACAGACAGGGAGCACAGUCAUCAGGAUCAUUCUGGAAGAUGUAAAUGACAAUGGACCUAUCCUGAAGAAAACACAAAUUUCUAUAAAGGAGAAUAUUCCACCCCAGCCUAAUUUUGAAACACUGUAUGCACAAGAUCCAGACAGCCCAGAGAAUGGACCGCCAUUUAGUUUCAACCAAGUUGUAUGUGACUCCAAUUCUCCAUCUGUGUGUGGCAAGUUUGAGUUUAACAUACAAGCUGCUGUGCCAUCUGAAGGUGGCCAGGCCUUGUCAUGUAGCUCCUUGACAUCACUGGACCGUGAGGAAGCAAGCUUUUACCUCGUUGAUGUGGUGAUACAGGACAAAGAUGGAAUGUCUGCUACCAGCACCCUCACAAUCCUUAUUGAGGAUGAGAAUGACAACAAAAACACAGAUGCUCAACAGUCACUUUUUGCUUACAAUUACAACGGUAUACUUAAGAAUGUUGUCAUAGGCCGUGUAGGUUUCAACGAUCUUGAUGGAGAUGAGGACAGAGCUACUAAAACCUUUUCUAAAGUAUCAGACUAUACAGAUUUCUAUGUGAGAGUCGAGUUGAAUGGUGAUAUUGUGAUAUUAUCAAAUGUUCCAUAUGGCACAUUUGAUUUCAAAGUAACUGUGGAGGACACAAACGUCAAAAUAAAUGGUGUGGUCACCACAGUUGUCUCCACCACAACAGUUACAGUAACACUGGAGGAGCUUGAUGCUGAGGCCCCCUACAAGGCGGGCUCUAUCAGAUUAAGUGGAAUCACUGCUAAGGAAUUUAUCAGUACUCCACCUGGAAAUGAUGGUAAAAGUCAUUAUAGACUCUUCCGUGAAAAGAUGGCUGAAAAACUAGGCAAACCUGUUGACAAUGUACAAAUAGUUACCAUGCUAGAUAAAGUGGAUCUUUUAGAAAUACGCUUUGCUGCCCAUGGAUCUCCAUACUAUACAAGUGCACGACUCAAUGGAAUAGUCACGGACAACAAAAAUGAGUUUGAAACUGCUUCUGGUGGUAAGAUAGAGACAGUGGGUGUGUCAGAGUGCCUGCAAGAGUCCUGUGAAGGAGGCUGCUGGGACAAAUUGGUUGUUGAAGAAAGCCCCAAUGUGGUGAAUGCAGGCACCGACACCAAAGUGGGUGUGGUCUCUGGUGUGGUUCCACAAUGUGGCUGUCGUGUGCCUGUCAGUCAGACAGAGUGUACCCCAGAUUAUUGCUUCAACGAUGGCCAAUGUGUCAAAGAUGACUACGGAAUACUCACAUGUGUGUGUACAGCCUCAUUUGAUGGUCCACGAUGUCAAAACACCAAGAAAGGUUUCUCAGGAAGUGGUUAUGCUCUGUUCAAACCCCUGGAACAGUGCCUCAGGUGGGAGACUAGUAUAGAGUUUAUCACGCAGAAUGCCAAUGGACUUAUCCUAUACAAUGGGCCCCUAACAGCAUUGUCCUACACUGAUCCUACCGACUACAUCGUCCUACAACUUAGGAAUGGCUAUCCUGAGCUCACAGUUGAUCUUGGUACAGGUGCACUGACUUUGUACCUUGAUGGCACUGGAGCUAGUACACUCAGCGAUGGCAAGUGGCAUCACAUCAACAUCAUCAAGGAUGGAAAAAUGAUCACUCUGACAGUGGACCACUGUCGAACAGCCUCGGGUACAGACAGAAGUAGCUGUGAAAUGACUGGCUAUACCAAGAGCACACAUAUGUACCUCAACAUCAACACACCACUUCAGAUGGGAGGAACAUCUCCAUCAACACUCCAAACACCACAGGGUGUCACUGCAGCAAAGUUUUCUGGAUGUAUGAGGAAUCUACGACAUAAAGGAGAGUUAUAUGACCUUCACACGGGAGGUGUGUAUGAUGGGACCACAGACAGCUGCCCAGAGGAAGACGAAGCCUGUGGGAACAAAUGUGGUGACCAUGGAGAAUGUCGUGUCACUGACAUUUCUGUUACGCCCAAGACCACUGAGUGUAUCUGUGAUGGUGGUUACCGUGGAGAUAACUGUGGUACAGUUACAACCACCGUGGAUUUUGGUGCUAACAGUUUCAUGGAGUGGUCAUUAGUUGAAUCGUUUGCUAAUCAGUUGUCAGUCAAGGAAACUGAACUACAGAUGAUGUAUCGCUCAAGAGAUCAGGAAGGUAUCCUUUUCCACUUGACUUCGUCAGAGGCCGACAAGUUUAUCAGAUUACAGAUCAUCAAUAAUGAGCUGAUGUUGGUUUACAACCUUGGUGGAGAUCAAGGGUCACUGGCCAUGCCUGGGGUGGAAGCAAGUAACGGGCGAUGGCACACAGUCAACAUCAAGCGUGUCAGCAGGACCUUUGUGAUGGCCGUAGAUGGUGGAGAAGGACUAAACUAUGUCACGUCAUCUGGCCCAUUAAAUAGUCAGGGGGAGAUUACUCUGUUACAAAGACAGAUCUAUGCUGGAGCUGAAUUGCUAUAUGAUGACAAUUUAGACACAACUGGAACAUUUGAUGGCAAAGAUUUCAACAGCUCCUGUUACAAUGACAUUCGGCUUGAAACUGCAUGGUUCCCCAUGACAACUGCAGAAUCCAGUGAAAACACCCUUGUUAACCUUGACAGACGUAUAUCAGUUCAGAAUAACUGUGUCAGAAAUGAUUGUGUGGGAGUGUCCUGCCCAGCUACCUUUGUCUGUAAGGGCCUGUGGGAGGCAUACAAAUGCAUAUGUCCUAGUGGGAAGGUGGAAGUGGGCAACACCUGCGUAGAUAUCAACUACUGUCUGGACAGUCCGUGCAUGGGCUCCGCUACUUGUAGAAAUGGAAACGGCACCUUUAUCUGUGACUGUCCUGAGGGCUGGAAGGGCAAGCGAUGCAACCUGCAAGCCAUUGUUGAGGUUGUGCCAGCAGGUGGUACUAAUGUUGGACUCAUAGUUGGUAUCAUUGUUGCUGUGGUCCUAGUACUUAUCAUUGCGUUUGUUUUGUUCCUGCUGUACAAACGUUGUGCUGGCAAUGAUGACAUGGCUAACUUAGUAGAGGAUGAGAAGGAGGAUUACGACAUUAGGGAAAAUAUUGUGGCUUAUGAUGAGGAAGGUGCAGGUGAAGAAGACCAUGAGGGGUAUGACCUUAACAGACUACGGAAGCCCAUGGACAUGUCCAGAGCUGAUAAACCCCUAAUGAACAUGGAAAAUGAGAGACCCGUGAAAUCUGGUCCUCCACAAGGUCCUGGUAUUGGAGAGUUCAUUGGUGAUCGACUCGGAGAUGCUGACGAUGAUCCCGGAGCUCCCCCGUAUGACACACUUAUGGAGUUGAACUACGAGGGAGGUGGCAGCUCAGCUGGUUCUCUUAGCUCGCUCAACACAUCGUCCAGUGGAGGCGACCAAGACUAUGAUUACCUUAACAACUGGGGACCCAAGUUUGCUAAAUUGGCUGAUAUGUAUAACCAGUAUGAGGAUUCUGAUUAA